Messenger RNA from Guillardia theta CCMP2712, 882 nucleotides. RefSeq lists its product as hypothetical. Bases 247 to 882 code for a protein of 211 amino acids. Gene Ontology annotation, molecular function: protein binding. NCBI's taxonomy places the organism in Eukaryota, Cryptophyceae, Pyrenomonadales, Geminigeraceae. The record is from RefSeq and is a predicted model, not a curated record. The transcript has 6 exons.
GAGUCUUUUGCGAAGAAGGUGAUCGCGCUGGACGAUUCAUCAGCAACUGUCUCAGCAGAGGUUGUCCUGAAAGAGGGCGAGGAAUACAAGCCCCUCCGCCUUCAUCAAGGUAACUCUCCAGAAGCCACCGAUGAAAUUUUCUUCCUUCAGGACAGAUCUCCGCAGAACGACCUUUCAAAGUCAAAGGAAGACUUGAACGAGCCUCUUUCGCCCAAUUCCCUCGAGAAUUCUAGGGAGCAGCAGAAAAUGACGGCCUGGUUGAAAGAUGAGAUUUCUCACCUUCACAUGAACGAAUCCGCGGAAGCUGGAGACUCAUGGGAGAAGCGCUGUACGCCCCUGGCCCUCGAAAGCUUCAUCAGCGAUGGAGCAUCUGUUCCACGAGGUCCAUCCAGCAUUCCAAGAAGAGAAAUAAGUCUAAGCGGAGUGCUGGGGUCGAACUCAGUGUCAUCUCCAACAGCAGAUGAAAGGAUGCCCCUUGGGGAAGGGAUGGAGAGCGACGGGCGUAGAGAAGCUGAACAAGAGUUGACCGAUGAGGCGCCUGAGGGCUUGACAGCUGCCAAGAGAGACAAGGAGGAUCCGCCAGAGACUUUGGCUGAGCGAAUUUUGACACCUGAGAAAGGAACUCUAGAGGGUAACAACACGCCAGUGAAGUCUGGAACGAAGAAAACCAAGACACACAAGCAAGUGCGGGUGACGCGGAAAGUGAUCGGGUCGAUGAACGAGGGCAAGGGAGCUGCAGGCAUUGGGAUCGCGAUAGGAAUGACGUCCAAGGGCGACAUCUUCCUGACUGGCAUGGCUCCCAAGGGACCUGCUGAGCAAUCUAACGAACUGAUCAAGGGAGAUCAGCUGGUAAGGGGUUCUGAUGCGCCGGACACGCAAUGA